AAGAUUUAUUAUAGUUUAAAAAUAUCAAAGAUAUAAAAGUGAAAUAAAGAAAAUAAUCAAUAUAGAGCAAAAAGAAAAUUGCACUUAUAGCUUUGCAAUUAAAAGAAAGAAAAAUCGUAUAUAGAUAGAUAUGCAUGUAGUAUGUACUUGCACACAUGCACAAACAAAAAAAUCAAUUGCAAAUAUUUAAAGAAAUAAAUUUCAUAAUGGGUUAAAAAAGAAGAAGAACGAGCGAGAUAGAUAUACAAAUAGAUGGAUGAAUGUAAAAGAAAGAAAAUAAUAAAAAAUAAAGGUUAAAGUGCUUAUUUAUGUAAACAAAAUAACAGUGCUUUUGUUGUGUGAAAAUUAUUUCUAUUGGACAAAUAUUUGUACAACAUUCCGUUUAAAAUAAAAGUAAAUAGCUAAACACAAAAACCGGUUGAAAAUAUGUUGGUCUUACUAAAAACGUUGUUUAAACAAAUUUUUAAAGAAAGUUGUUGAAAAGAAAAGUAAGAAAGAAACCAAUUACAGUGAACCAGAAAUCAUAAAAAUUUACAAAAACAACAACAACAGCAGCAACUACAAACAAACAUCUCUUAACGGCAAACUUCAAUUACACAGUCAUAACGGUCAUAAAUAUAUGUACUAUAUCUUGUUUGUUUAUGUACACACGCAAAUACUACUACUCUAUUACUACGCAUUAUUAUGGCCUUGUUGAAUAAACUAUUUUUUCCAUCAUCAACGACAACAACUCCAACUCCAUCACCGUUACCGGCGGCAGCUGCUGCUGCAUUAGCAACACCAUCUUCGUCGUCUACACAACACCAAAGCCAAACAAACACCUUGUCACGUACAUCUUCAUUGGCGAGUAUUUUAUCGUCAAGUAGUGGCGCUGCUACUGCGACAGCUGCAUCCACAUCAUCAUUGUCUUCACAACGCAAUACAGCUGGUAAAUGUGGCGUCAGCAAUAAAAAAUCUAAUUACAAUCAAACAACACAUUCAAAAAACUAUUUAAGUCAGUUUCCCUUUGAUGGAAGUCAAGUACGAAUAUUGGUUUACCGAGAGUGCGAUUCUCGAGGGAGACGUUUACUAUUCGAUUCGAAUGCUUUGGAAAAAGUUUAUUUAAAGGAAGAAAAUGGGAAUAUAAGCAGCAAACAUAAUGUGAAAUCAACAACCGGUGGACAUGCUGCUGCCAACGCAACUAUUAAUCAUAAUAAUAAUAAUAACAAUCACAAAGAAAUUUUAAAUUUUAAUAACAAACAACAAACAUCCAACAAAGGACAUUCCAAUGGAAGUUUUAUUGAAGUGUGUGAGGAAUAUGGUUACAAGCACAAUCGGCCAAAUUCUUCGGAUAUAUCCAGUGUGGGAGAAAUGGUUUUUGGUGCUUUGGCCAUGUCAUUUCGUGGGACCUCCUUAAAAGUUCAUUGGCUGGAUGGGCCUUCUAGACUACUGUGUUCUCAGGUCUUUUUAACGCCAACCAAACAAGCCAGUGGUCAUUCACCAUAUUCCACGCUAUCCACAAAUAGUCUUGCGACUCCACGAACAUCAAUAUGCAGUGAGCAUGGCUCUAUGGAUGGCGUAUCGAUGAAUUCCUAUUCUCUGCCAUUUUCAGUUGGUAUUGGCCGUCACAUUAGCCUGACACCCAGUGAUCUCAGUUCUUCGGUUGUAUCUUCGCCGCUGGAUGUGCCCUCAAUAGAUCAGCAAUCACUGCUCACUAGCAGUGAGAGUGCUGCAGAUAGUGGGCCACGCUUUUCCUCAACGUAUAGUACGGGAAAUGAUUCGGGCUAUUCGGCACUUAGUCGUGGCCAAUUGUCUAGCGAUCAGUGGUCUGCAUCGUAUCAGUAUUCCACCCGCAGCAGUUUAGGUUCGGUGACAUCCGAAUCGGAACGUGUGCGAAAGUUUAGUAUGGAUUCGAAUUUUUUUGGUGGCAGCAGUCCUGGGAGUAGCAAUCUUUUGGAAUUGUCUAGCGAUGGUAGUUUGCAAAGACGUAUAUCGCGCAACAUGAUGACUUCGUUUGAAAAUGAGAACUCUAUGAAUGAUUUGAUAGGUUUUGUGACGGACAAUUAUACCAAUGUUGCUACCACCACCACCACUCAUGGCGGUAGUGAAGGCAUGAAUUUGGCCGUUAAUAAUCCCCGUGCAAAUUAUUGUCCUAGCGAAUCUCGUAGCAAUCCUGAAAUGGGUAAGAGACGAGAAAAUGCACAUACUAUGAAAGCAAACUCACGGAGAGCACGCAUAGGACUGGCAGUGUGUGUAACCAUGAGUGAAUCGUUUGAAGAGGAAAUGGAAUUAUUUUGUAGCGAACACAUAGCUCUUUUGGAGAGUAUGUUGAGCCGUCUAAGGGCCAGCACCGAGAGGGCCUACAUACAUCACAGUCAAUUUUUACAAAUAAUGUUUCAAAUAUGGCAAGAUACUCAACAAUGGUUUUCGGAUUUAUUUACUGCACCUCGAAUAAAAUGUCCUGUAUGGUUAAGCAUUACCACCAGUGGUAGUAAAUACUCGAAAAAUGUAGCGGAUCGUUUUAUAAAGGAAUUGUGUUGGCUGCUGUCAUUUGCCGAUACCAAAGAUACAAAUUUUUUUGUUAGCACCAUGUUAACGGCUAUUCUUACUCAUCAUUUAGGUUGGGUACCUACCGUUUCACCCUUUAAUUCCUCAUCUUCAACAGCAGCCAUCGAACAAAGAGCCAAACUUCUGAAGGUAUCACAAAAACAUCCUUACAAUGCUUUGUGGGCCCAACUGGGCGAUUUAUUUGGCGCCAUCGGUUUACCCUCAAAACUGGCGCGCACCGUCAUCUACGGCACAGAAAAGUUAUCAAUUGAAAGACUGUUAAAUGUACUCACCUAUUUUAUAAGAUGUGGCGAAGUCCGCAGAUCGUCCAAAAAGGAAGAUUUUAACAAAGAGAGAUUAAACAAUAUUGUGGCACAGAACAAAAAUGAACCACUAAAAAAAUCUACUCUAUUUGGUAGAAAAGGUCCGAUGCUGGUGCAAAACCGAUCGGAAGGAAUUCUAACGCGCACGCCAACUUGCAAACAAAAUCUCAGCUCCAUCGUCGGUGAAAGUAACGACGAAAUGUUGGAAAGAGAUGAAGAGGAAGACGACGAUAACGAUGAAUAUGAAUAUGAUAACCAAAUGACCGAUGAAGCAAUCAGAACUUAUAAAAAGAACGAAAUACCCACAGUAUUGGCAUUUAGAGAUUCACGUUUUGUACAACAGGAAUUGCGUAUUGGUAACUAUCUCAUGGAUACGGGUAUUGAGAAGAACUCGAUACAACAGUAUCAACAAUCCAAACAGAAAGAGACAACGAGCAAUCGUCAAUCCGAAGGACGUAUACGUUUAACUCUAACCACACCCGAUAAUGUUGAACUGAAUGUGGAAGACGCACAUCUUGACGAAGAUGGUGCCAUGGAGGCCAUAGAAAUAGAAUCGUUACCAAAUGAUCAAUCCGCUAAUUUAAAACGCAAAGAAAAUAAGAAUAUACUCAGGAAGAAACCGUUCUUUUGGGGCAUGACCUCUUCAACGGUCAAAGAAGGUUUAAGUUUAAAUGAUUUGAACAAAAUACAACAACAGUGCUUCACUAGAAAACAACAGGAGCAAGAAAUGCAACAACAGCAGCAGCAACAAAAACAGCAACAACAGAAAAAAUCUCAACAGCUCUCUUUAUCAGAUCUCAUUACCCAGAACAGUAUGGGUAAAGGUGAACGCAUGACAUGGGGCAUUGAACCCGUUAAGGAGAACCUCUGCUUGGAAGAAAAAAUUCAUUUCGAUUUGUGUCAGAAAAAUAUCGAACGUGAGCACGGCAUUUGCAUGUCCAAGGAGACAAAAUCUGGUGGUGGUGGUGGUGGCGUAGUCUUCGUUCUAGGCGAAAAUGAGCCACUAGUAAAUAUUAAAAAGAGCACCGAAGAUUUGACUCAAACAGAUCCAAAUGAAUCAUCAUCAUCCCCAUCAUUGACAACCCAAGAUACGAGUAACAAUCAAUUGUUGUGUCCCCUACAUCAACGCAUGCACAAUUCGGCCACGAGCUCACAUCAACAACUGAGCAAAAAACACUCGGGAGUUAAGUUCAAUUUCGAACAAUACCCCCAAAUCGUAACCAACUACAUGAAAAGUAAGAAUUUGCUAAUGUCCAAUUAUGAUUUGCUAAUGGAUAAAUGUUCAAAACUCGAAUUACAAGGUGGUGGUGGUGGUGGCGUUGGUUUUAUAACCACACAUCUCGACAAAUCACCAACAACAGUUCUGCAGGCAACAUCCACAACAGCCGCAACCAACAAAACUACAUUCCCCCAAUCAACAACAACAACAGCAGCAGCAACGUCCACGAAUAAUGCCAAUAACUGUAUGGUAUGCAAUGGUCUACUUAAUGCCUACCAAACCCCCUCCAAUGCCACGGAACUAGAAUUUGAGACAGAUGAGGUGCACAGUUUUACAAAUAACAAUAUAAAUGCAAAUGCCAACGCUAACACUAACAUAACAGCACCCCCCUCAACAUCCUCAAUACCAACGGUCAGUUCUCAAACUUCUGUACAAACCCUUAUAUCAUCGACUUCUCAUGGUGGCUGUCAGGAGGAUGCAUGCGACGUUGCGAACAACAAGGAUUCAAUUGACAGUGGUUGUGGCUGUAAUCAGGAAGUAGACGGAAACGAAUCGAAUAUUGUAACAUCACCCAAAGAAGGUCGCAAGAAACAAUUCAAUGCGAAUCAAAAGAAACCAUUAUCUCAGCGUGGUUCCAUCUCAUCGGUAGCGGCCAAAUGUGCUGCUGUCAAUGAGGCAAUGCAUCUAUUAAAAUUGCCCAUGCCGGGCAUAAAAGAAUUGCCGCAGGAAGAUGAACCACCAGGCGAUAUGAAGUUGCCGGUCGGCUUUGUACCGUCACUGUUUUUAAGUGUCAACGAUCAUUAUAUACCCGAUAUGGUAUUACAGGGAACUCUUGCGUCACCUAAAAAAUGGGAGAUGAAUUUACGCGAAGAUCUAGCACUGGCUGCACAUUCUGCCUCUCUAAUAUCACUGCCCGCUGAAAACAUUGCCAUCAUAGCCGAUAUGGAAAAUUGGGACGUUAAACUGCUAUCAUCUCAAUCUCAGCAUUUUCCUUAUGCCGGCGGACAGAGUGCUCCCGUAGGCAUGUCUCAAUUGGUCUCUACAAUGCUGGAAACUGUACAGACCAUGCACAAUGCUGGCAUACCAGCCUAUGAGUGUCUAUCAUUUAUGGAAUCUAAAUUGCAAGAAAUCUAUUUACACUCUGAAACAUUAGCUGCAUUUCUAUUGGAAACAGAUUUUUGCUCAUUGAGUGCAGUAACAACCGCCCUAAAUCUUUCGGAAAACGAUGUGCCACUGUUGCUAUCAAUUGCGUCCAUACACACCCCUCAAAUAAGUAAAAAGUGUGGCAUCAGUUUUAGAUGAUGACAACCACCACCAUCACCACCACCACCUAAUCGAUUAAUUAAUAAUUGCCCACAACAAACCAAACCGAGUAUUGUAUAAUUUACACUCAUUCACAUCAAACAAUCACAAACUCAAUCUCACAUUCCCAUCCUCACUCUCAUCCAUCAUUAGAUAUUGUAAAUAAUGCAAUCAUUACAUUAUCAUAUCAUUAAUUGACUUUAUACAUAUUCAUACAUACCUGCAUUCAUUGCAAUCAUACGUUGUAUAUUUUCAUCAUUAGUUUUAUUGAAAAAAAUUAAGAAAAAUAAUUUCAUUUGGCAUUUCUUUUAAAAGAAAUGUGCAUAGAUGUACAAUGUAUGUAGAUUGUUUUUCUUCUGCAAAUUAUGAACUGUAUAUAGUUAUACAAUCACUAUUUAUAAAUUGUUCAAAUAUUCAAUAGUAUUUAUUACAUAAAUAAUAAUCUUAGUUCUAACUAACUUUAGAUUCAUUACUUUUAAUUUAUUUUGCAAACUGAAACACAGGAAUUUAAAACAAUACGCAAAUAUUUAUAAGCAAUAUUUAUUAAAUUUUGUAAACAAAGAAUCAAAUCAAAUAUUAAAAUAAUUUUGUAUUACUAAAUUAAAAAAAAA
Molecule: messenger RNA, 5981 nt
Organism: Calliphora vicina (urban bluebottle blowfly)
Lineage: Eukaryota; Metazoa; Arthropoda; Insecta; Diptera; Calliphoridae
Exons: 6
Coding region: 685-5370 (1561 amino acids)
Cellular component (GO): cytoplasm
Molecular function (GO): protein-folding chaperone binding; ATPase inhibitor activity
Source: RefSeq, a predicted model, not a curated record